AUGCGGGAGAUCUCAGACAGUGAAGCUUCCGCGCCUAUAUAUUACCUGCCACACCAUGGCGUCGAAAAGGCAGAAAGUACAACAACGAAACUGCGAGUUGUUUUCGACGCCUCAUGCCGCACUGAUACCGGAAUCUCAUUGAACCAGGCUCUCAUGGUGGGCCCAGUUAUCCGCAAGAUGUUGUCAAUUAUUUUACGCUUCCGGAUGCAUCGAUAUGUCAUUAUCGCCGACAUCGAAAAGAUGUUUCGCAAAAUACGUGUGCACCCGUCGGAUUACCCACUGCAACGUAUUCUUUGGCGUUGCUCAUCGUCUCAGCCCCUUCGUACUUUCGAACUUACGACAGUGACUUAUGGCACGGCCUCUGCUCCUUACUUGGCAACCAAGUGCCUUCAACGGCUGUCGGAGGAUGGAUCGAAUGAUUUCCCUCUUGCUUCUUUAGUCCUAGGUAAGGACUUUUAUAUGGACGAUAUGCUGACCGAGGUUGACAAUGAAGCUGAAGGGAGUGAACUGUGUCGACAACUGUUGCAGUUGCUCCAAUCUGCCGGUUUGAGCCUGCGUAAAUGGUCUUCGAAUUCCUCGACUAUUCUUUCGGAGAUCCCACCCGAACUUCGUGACGAACGAAGUACUCUAGCUCUUGACUCACCCAUCACUCAAAUCAAAACUUUGGGCUUGCAUUGGCAGCCGUCCGACGAUGUGUUUCGUUAUUCCGUGCCCAAAUGGUCUCAGGACGGACCGAUUUCUCGCCGUAUUGUACUGUCCGACACAGCUCGGCUCUACGAUCCUCUAGGGCUUAUUGGUCCAGUUGUAGUGAUCGCCAAACUUUUCGUACAAACCCUCUGGCGAACUUCUAAGAACUGGGAUGAUCCGCUAGACGAGGCCCAGCAGCAGCAUUGGUUGGAGUUUCGUAGCAGCUUAGAUAAAUUAGCCACAAUCGUUAUUCCGAGAUGGGUUCACACCAGUAUAGAAUUGAAAACCAAUUCCAUAUUCUGGAUAGACUCGAUGAUUACUCUGCAUUGGCUUAGUUCGAGUCCAUCACGAUGGAAGACGUUUAUUGCUAAUCGCGUCUCGGAAGUGCAGCAUUUAACAAGUGGAGGUGUAUGGGCUCAUGUACCUGGCAUCGAGAAUCCUGCGGAUAUAAUCUCCCGAGGAAUGUAUCCAGAUCAACUGAAGCAAACAUCUCCGUGGUGGAGUGGAGCACCAUGGCUUAGCCGAUCCUCUCGUUUUUGGCCACCGCUAACCUGUCCAAUUACCGUCGAUUCCCUACCGCUAGAACUGCUGGAGGAAAAGGCUGUCUCAUUGCCAAUUCAAGUGUACCAGCCAAAUGAAAUUUUCUUCAUUCGAUCAUCGUUCUCAGCUCUCGUUCGUAUUGUUGCCUUACUUUGCCGCUUCAUUCAUAACAGCAAGCCCAACAACCGCAGUAGUAGGAGAUCAUGUUUACUAUGCACGAUGGAGCUCAAUGAAGCCGUGAAGGUCCUUGUUCGACUAGCACAGUCAGAAGUAUUCGCUCAAGAUAUCGCAGCAGUGUCCAAGGACGGUCAAGUGGGACCGAAAUCAGCUCUGAAACAUCACACUCCAAUUAUCGUCGAUGGGAUCCUCAGAAUUCGUGGCCGACUUCGACAUGCGGCCAUAUCUCUAGAUCGGAAACAUCCAAUGAUUCUGCCGGCGCGACAUCCCAUCACGAAAUCAAUACUUAACUACUAUCACCUAAAGAAUUUACACGCCGGACCACAACUGCUUGUAGCAUGCGUUCGGGAAAAAUUCUGGCCACUUCGCAUCCGCGAUUUGGCACGAAGCGUAGUGCAUUCCUGCAUAAGCUGCUUUCGUUGCCGUCCUCGCAACCUCGAGCAACUCAUGGGAGAUCUACCUCCAGACAGAGUUAUCCCAACGUUGCCCUUCCUUAACACUGGAGUAGAUCUCUGUGGACCAUUUCUAUAUCGUAGCAGCAAAAGAGCGACUGCUAUAAAGUGCUACGUAGCAAUCUUCGUGUGCUUUGUCACAAAGGCAGUUCAUAUAGAGCUUGUCUACGACCUCUCCACUGCGUCGUUCAUAGCCGCGUUGCAUCGGUUCAUCGCUCGUAGAGGGAAGCCAAAUCAAAUAGAGUGCGACAACGCCAAAAACUUCGUGGGAACUUCAAGAGAACUGGGAGAACUCGCCAAGCAGUUCCGUUCACAGCAGCAUCAAGAUGAAGUAAUCAACCGCUGUGCAGAUAACGGAAUAUCCUUCAAAUUCAUCUCGCCACGCAGCCCAAAGUUCGGUGGCCUUUGGGAGGCGGCGGUUAAAUCGUUCAAACAGCAUUUGCGUCGUUCCGUUGGAAACUCUGUACUAUCACAGGAUGAGUUUGUGACACUUCUGGCCCGCAUCGAAGCUUGUUUGAACUCAAGGCCGCUCACACCACUCACAGCUGAUCCAAAUGAUCUGGAGGUAUUAACACCGGGUCACUUUCUCGUAUUUCGUCCACUGACAUGCUUUCCCGAACCUGACCUCUCCGGUGUCCCGCAAGGCCGACUUAGCCGUUGGCAAGAAAAUCAACAACUCCUUCGGCGACUCUGGAAGCAGUGGACAAAGGACUAUCUUUCUGGACUCCACCCCCGAACCAAGUGGACGCGCAUCAGAGAUAACAUCUCCAUCGGCACGAUGGUUCUUCUAAAGGAGGAUAACCUCCCGCCUCUAAAAUGGAAGUACGGUAGAAUCACCAACAUCAUUCGUGGAGACGAUGACAACAUCCGCGUAGUCGACGUACGGACAGUAGAUGGAGAAUAUCGGCGUGCAAUCUCGAAAAUAUGCGUCCUUCCUACUCGUCAACCCACAACCGAGUCAACUGGCGCUGCCAGUAUGAACCCAGAUGACCUCUAA
This is a messenger RNA of Topomyia yanbarensis, 2853 nucleotides long. RefSeq lists its product as uncharacterized. Gene Ontology annotation, molecular function: nucleic acid binding. The transcript is spliced from 2 exons. NCBI's taxonomy places the organism in Eukaryota, Metazoa, Arthropoda, Insecta, Diptera, Culicidae. The record is from RefSeq and is a predicted model, not a curated record. The coding region runs from base 1 to 2853 and encodes 950 amino acids. Gene Ontology annotation, biological process: DNA integration.